CUUCCUGAGCUCUGCAUGUGCUCGACUGCAGUGAGUUCAGAUGUGUUCCAGCAGGGUAGCGUGAAGAGCGUUUCCCAAAAGAAAAAGUUCAAAUGAAGAAAGAAAAGUUGAGCUAGGCUCGAAUAGGCGGCUGGAAAAGGAAAAAGAAUGGGCUCCCUGCCGAGCGGUUCUGCGUCUCCCCUCUUGCCCGCCCUGCUGGCCUUCUUUUUCUGGGGCUUCUCUUGCGUCUUGACCGAGGAUUUGAGGGAGCGAGACUCGCUGUGCAAUGCGGACGGCUGCUUGGUGGUUUACUUCCAGCGAAAGACCUUCUUGGACUCAUGGAGGGCCUGCAAGGAGAAAGGUGGCAACCUGGCCACCCUAAAGCGCGAGGUGGACGCCGCCGCCGUCCGCGCUCUCUUCGCCACCGUGGACUUGCGGCACUCACGCACCAAGGUCCAAGUAUGGAUCGGCCUGCAGCGGCAACCUCGCCAGUGCACCGCCACGCGACCUCUUCGCGGUUUCUCGUGGACGACGGGUGACCAGGACACAGAAUACACCAACUGGCAGAGAGAGUACUCGCACACCAUGUGCUCGGUGCCCCGCUGCGUGGUUAUGGGGUACAACACUCAGGAGCCAAGUGAGAACUUUAAAUGGCUGGAUGGGUCCUGUUCUGUGCCUGUGGAUGGUUAUCUGUGCCAUUAUGCUUACAAAGGAAUGUGUCCUGCAUUGUGGAGUGAGGGCUCGGGCAACGCCUUCUAUGCCACGCCUUUUGACCUUCUAAGCACCCUUCUGACCCACAUCCCCUUGGGCUCUGUGGCGACUGUGCCCUGCGAGACAGAACAGCAGUCGGUACUGUGUCUGGUGAGGGAAGACGGUACAGUGGGGUGGUCCAGAGAUGCCCCUCUCUGUUCUGACCCUCCGGCGUCGCAGGACUGGUGCCAGCAGAAUAACGGCGGCUGCGAGCAUUUCUGCAAGCAAGCCGGCGCACACUCCUACUGCGAGUGCGCAGAGGGCUAUCAGUUAGGAGAUGACGGCCAGAGCUGCCUACUCUCCGACGCUUGUCAAGAAGCCAACUGCCAGUUUGAGUGCGUGCCUCUUUCGGAGGGGUACCGCUGCGCCUGUCCCGACGGCUACAUGCUGGCUCCAGAUGAACACGGCUGUCUGGACGUGGACGAAUGCCUCCAGAGUCCCUGCGAGCAUCGUUGCGUCAACUCUCCCGGGACCUUUGAAUGUCGCUGUCACGAGGGUUUCCACCUCGACGACGAUGGCGUCUGCGAGGACCUCGACGAGUGCCUCAGCGAUCCAUGCGAGCAUGCCUGCGAGAACACCGACGGCUCCUUCAUUUGCCACUGCCGUUUGGGGUUCUCACCACAGCCCGAGGACCCCAGUCGGUGCCAAGACACAGACGAGUGCCAGAUAGCGGGAACCUGCGAGCAAAUGUGCGUCAACUAUGAGGGUGGCUUCGAGUGCUAUUGUGAGGAAGGGUACCAACUCGUCUUGUCUCAUUCGUUUUUAUGUCAGAAGGUAGGUGACCAAGCCGUCGCCGCCCCACCCUAUCCUUGGCUCACACCCCAGCCUGGACCUGUAUGGGAUCCUGUGGACUAUGAGUGGCCCCCACCCCACGGCCAAACCGAUUGGGACCCGGAGGGGGAGCAGUCGCUCGACUGGUUGACGGACCCUCCUAAAGUUUGGGGUUCUGAUGUGAUUUGGGUGACUAGCGCACCACAGGAGGACAUUUUUCAGCCGCCACCAGAGACUGCGACACAGGAGGAAGCUACAGAUGGCCAUGCUGACCUUUUGUCAACCGCCAUCACCACCACAUCUGCACCCACACCAUCUACUAUCGCCACCACCACUCUGGGCUUUUAUGAAGAUGAGGCAGAGGAAGAAGAGCAGGAGACCACUCCUUUCCCCUUUUCUUCUACCUCUACAAUCUCAGAGGGAGCUUGGAAUUGGUGGGCGGGAUUCCCAACUGUGAUCCAGAACCAAGGAAAUCCAGAGGAUAAAGUCACAGCGUCUGACAUGCUUACUGAUUCCAGCUACCACAAUAGAUCCCAGGAAGAAAAACAAUCCCGGGAGGAAGAAAAGCAGGGGGAGGACGUGGACGACGUGGCGACCACCCACAAAGCUGCGCCCGCUCGGGUCACUUCCUCUCAGCCGCCCACGGUCACGAACUCCGAUGCCGUCCAGGAGGGCAGGGAGCCGGAUCAGAGUAGGACCUGGCUGCUCGUGGGCCUCUUGGUACCCAUCUGCAUCUUUGUUGUGUUAAUGGUGGUCCUGGGUAUCGUCUACUGUACCCGCUGUGCUGUGCGGCCUCGGAGCAAGACCGGCGCCGACUGCUACCACUGGAUCUCCGGUGCUCAUGACAAACAGGGGGCUCCUGGCCCUUCAGUGGGGGUCAAGAACCAUGUUUAAAUCGAGAGCACCCCAAAUGGCCUCACAUAAACACAUUCAGAUGUGAAAAGGCAUCCUGAUUGGAACAAGUUGACUAUUGGUGGAAGCCUUUUGGCAGUGUUGAAUAUGCGCUUUAAUAUAGGAAGUGAGAGACACUGAAAACGUUUUUUUUCUUUGUGGUGUUGCUUUUCUUGUAGGGUGCAUACACCGACCACUUGAUUUGUUUCCCCACUUCACAACUGAAGACAAGUGUCAGCCGCGUUCAUUAUCGAUGAUUUUGAGGUACGGUUUGCUCACAAGUGCACUAAACGGGGAAUCGUGCACAUUGUCAUUUUUCUGUCAGCGCUAUUGUUCGAGGCCGAAAGUUCCAUUGUCAAUUCUCGAGUCUUGCCGUGGAUCAUUUUCUUCCUCGACACAAUUGGCCGUGAAAGCCCUGCGAAAUGCAAAGGAACGUACACAAUGUUGACUUUACGAGCAAUUUUUCUUCCCUUUGUGGUUAGCCUUAAAAAAAAAAAAAAAAAAAAAAAAAAAGUUUGGCGUGCAGAUGUGUGAAGGGUUGAAUGUUGGAAGGGUGGCGCUUCAUUUUUUUUUUUAACCUUGACUUUGGCCGUCGGUCACACCGUCACCCUAAUUCGUCAGAACCCGCCCCUCCUCUCCACCUCACCUCCCCGAGCCUGAAAUGUUUUCCAGCCAUGUUGAAUCACAUGCAGCUGUUUGAGAAUGAAGACAACCGCAAGUGCUCUUCGAACACUUCGAACAAAUGCGCACGUUACAAACAAACGCAUUGAAAUUUGCAUACGAUUUGGCCGGGAGUGGUUUCACUUAUUCACGUUGACCAAUAACAUGUUGAUCUCUGUUGUAUUCCUUGACUGUGAAUGGAAAAAUAAUAAAAAUGUCGUUUUGAUAUCAUU
This is a messenger RNA of Phycodurus eques (leafy seadragon), 3284 nucleotides long. It is a transcript of the gene cd248a, whose product is annotated as CD248 molecule, endosialin a. The transcript has a single exon. Bases 148 to 2394 code for a protein of 748 amino acids. Gene Ontology annotation, molecular function: extracellular matrix binding; calcium ion binding; extracellular matrix protein binding. NCBI's taxonomy places the organism in Eukaryota, Metazoa, Chordata, Actinopteri, Syngnathiformes, Syngnathidae. The record is from RefSeq and is a predicted model, not a curated record. Gene Ontology annotation, biological process: cell migration. Gene Ontology annotation, cellular component: extracellular matrix; external side of plasma membrane.